CGGGUCUAACUCGGAGCUUCUGGACUGGAUUAGGGUUUAGCGAAAUCAAUUCGACAGAGUGAAAGGGGAGGAGGGAGAAGAUGGGAGGCAAAGGAAUAAAGAGAAGGGAGAAGAACUACAGAGCAUCACAUGGAGGGACCGCCAGGCUCCCUCCCCCACCGGACCUUUCCUCCAUUGAUGCCCUCCCUUCUAAGCUCCGCAAGCUCAUGGCUUUCACAGAAGCUGAAAAGAAACCACCAAGAAGAACAGUGAAAGGAGGCGAGGACAGUACAAAGACGCAUCAUUUAGAAGAGAAAAGCACGAGUAACAUGUCCGGAAUCAAACGGAAAACUAAUGAUGAUCUGCCUGCAGACAGUGAUGUCAAUGAAAAGAAAAACAAGAAGAAGAAAAGAAAAAAAGUACAUGACCUUCGAUUUGAAUCAAUUGAGGAAUUUGGCGGUACUGGUUCAAAACGAAAGGAACGCAGGAAACAGCACUUGAAAGAUAGAAAAAAGAAGAACAAGCCAACCGGGACACAAGUGUUUGACUUCCCUAGGCAUGAACAAAUAAAAUUUGGGGAAGUUGUUGAUGCUCCUCCCAAGCUGGUGGCUCUCCCAAAGGUACGGAAGAUGGCACACGGAGCUUCACAAGAGAGACUUCGCCUUAAAGCAGUUGAGGCCUACAGGAAUAAAAAGGGUUGGGAAUCGAGGCCUGGGCUGCAGCUCACUCCUCCCGUCACUGCAAUGCCAUCGUUGUAGCUCCCUGGCCAUAUACCAUCUUUCAGAGGCACUUAUCAAUCUCCCUUUUAGUUCUCUUUUGUAACUCAUGUUUUUGGCUUAUCAUCUAUUUAUGUUUCUAGUUAUUGUUUUACCAAACCCGAAAUAUAUAUGACUUUCAUACAAAAACAAUAACUCUCAUCACUCGGCGGUUUGUCCCAUUCGAUAAUCAAUAGAGGCCUCGUGUCAAAGUUUAACUCAAAAAUCAUCAAGGAUGCCCCCACUUCUCCUUUGCCUUACCAAGAACAGUUCAGGUGGCAUUCUCGGGCCAACAAAGUACAGCACUUCUGCAGCGAUAAUCGGCUCGUGUAAGCCUCAGAAGACCUGAAACCAUAAUGAAAUUCAAACAAUUUU
Molecule: messenger RNA, 1109 nt
Organism: Cuscuta campestris
Lineage: Eukaryota; Viridiplantae; Streptophyta; Magnoliopsida; Solanales; Convolvulaceae
Source: the annotation of a GenBank genome assembly